Cherax quadricarinatus is the source of this 1998-nucleotide messenger RNA. NCBI's taxonomy places the organism in Eukaryota, Metazoa, Arthropoda, Malacostraca, Decapoda, Parastacidae. The record is from RefSeq and is a predicted model, not a curated record.
AUAUUAAAUGAGGACGAUUUCAGCUACUUCUUUAUGUAAAAACUGAGGAAAUAAAGACUGGAAGGAGGAGUGGAGGAGGAGGAAGACGGUGGUGGUGGUGUAGUGAUGUUGGAGUAGGGGAGAGAGAGAGGGGCGGGUGUUGGAGGAGGGGGGAUAUGGGGCGGGUGCUGAAGCAAGGGUGUCCCCGCCUGCUACCAGAGCACCCUUCCCUCAGUGUGUCGCACCCUCCUUCUCAGCUCGUCGCCGACGCCACCCGCUCACGCCAUCAAUGAUACAUACGAAUUACACUUGGUAGCGAGCCGUUUGUCAUUAUUAUUCUAUUAUUACCUCAGCUGGCUGCCAGUUUGCACCUUGAGCGCGGCGCGGGAGGGUCUGCUGGAGCAGGGCGACCGCGACGCUGGUGUUAACGUAGUCGCUGCCACAACACAAGACACGUGGUAGUGGUGCUCGGUGCACACAUACAAGCCGCAUUAGUAACCCGUGACAAAGUAAAAACCGGUGUUCUGUGGCAUCUGUCGGAUCUGAGAUUUAGUGAACCGAAGAGUAUUUAUCCGUGAUAACUUGUGUUGGAUCCCACGUAAUAACUGGAAAGGUUCGUAUGUGAUAAAUGGAGAGGUUCCAAUGGAAAUCCUACGUGAUAACCAGUGAAUUCAAUGUAAUAACUGGAGUGGAUCCAGUGUUAUAACUAGUCAGGGUCCGACGUGAUAACCAGAUUGGAUACUGUUAUGACUAGUGAAGAUAUAAAGUAACACUUCAGCAGAUCAGUGAGAGAGGUGACUCAGGUGUGGGUAUUGGCCAGGUAGUGGUCAUAGCAGGUCACAGGCGAUUCCUGUGCCCAUGACCAACAUGGAAGGUGGAGGGGGCGCGUCCCCCGCCCCCUCGCCCAUGCCACAGGACCAACCCACGGACCUGCGGGUGCCCCGGCCACCAGAAAGGGCCCCUUUACCCACGAGCAAACAAGGAUGCCUGAAGCAGCUCACUCCACCGGCCCUAACGGCCCUUCCCCUGGGAUUCCAACAGCUGGGAAGGGCCCCAUCAUCCUUCAUGAUCGGAGAUAUACUCCGGCAGAAGGAGCAGACGGAGGGGCAGCACACUCACCAUGACCAUCCACGACUUCUUGACGUCGACGAAGAGGUCGAUGAAGAAGCUGGCCGGAGGAAUUUGCGUCAUGGCUCUCCAGCAUCGCCAGCAGAAGAUGGAGACGAUGAGGACGGGGGAGAGUGUCCUCCGCCGUGCAAAAAGCAACGGAAGGCGCGUACAGCGUUCUCAGACAACCAGCUGCAGACGCUGGAGAAGAGCUUUGAGCGUCAGAAGUACCUGAGUGUGCAGGAUCGCAUGGAACUGGCAGCCAACUCACUACGACACGGCUAGUCUCAGGUCAAGACCUGGUACCAGAACAGACGGACUAAGUGGAAAAGACAGACAGCUGUGGGACUGGAGUUACUGGCCGAGGCUGGCAACUAUGCUGCUCUUCAGAGACUCUAUGGACAACACUACUGGCCGCCCACGCCCACUCUCGCCCAUAUUACACCCACUCUCCCUGCAGGUAAAAUUCCAGACCCGCUUCACGCCCUUACCUCACACCCUCACCUCACGCCCUCACCUCACGCCCUCACCUCACGCCCUCACUUCCUCCCCUUCACCCUCUGCAUGUGUGUUGACGCUUAUUACCGACACGUUGCUGCAGCUCUCACUCAACGCGCAACUAUCCAGCCCAACCCGUUCCUGUCCCAUAGUCUAUCUCAAGCCUCUCCUCUCUCCGCCCUAUCUCAAGCCUCUCCACUCUCUGCCCUAUCCCAAGCCUCUCCUUUAUCCCUCACUUCCCACUACUACUCCACUCUUGCCUCCAGCCUCUCCUCCACCACCUCCACAGGGCCACAACCACUGCCAUCCCCGCCCACCACCAGCGCCUCGCCAGCCCUGUCUUCCGUCCCCAGCCCGGCCAGCCCGCCCACUCCGCCCUCGCCGCCCACUCACCAACAGCGACAGCAACCAUGA